AUGGGCGUUCGGGGCGGCGGGCAGGGCUGGGUGGGCUGGCCGCGCUGUUGCCUUGCAGCGAGCUUGGUGCUGGCCGCAGUGGCCGGGCCGCUCGCAACUGGAGAGUGGGAGCCCGCAGAGGGGCCGCCCGAGCCCCGCGGCCGCUCCCCUUUCCAGCCCAGCACCGGCCUGCCCCCGGUGGAGUUCGGGGCGGUUGUUGCGGCCUCGUACCGGGGCCCUGGGAACGGCGACACCCGCCGCAACCGGGAGCUGCCUAUCCUGCUGUGGUGGAGCCCGGGCCUCUUCCCGCACUUCCCAGGGGACACGGAGCGCAUCGACUGCGCGCGCCAUUCCUGCCUGGUGACCCGGCGCCGGCGCGUGGCGCUGCACCAGCGCACUAAGGCUAUCAUCUUCUACGGGACGGACUUCCGGGCCUACGAGGCCCCGCUGCCGCGGCUGCCCCACCAGACCUGGGCGCUGCUCCACGAGGAAUCCCCCAUGAACAACUACCUGCUCUCCCACCGGCCCGGCAUCAGCCUCUUCAACUACACGGCCACCUUCCGGAGGGAGUCGGACUAUCCCCUGACCCUGCAGUGGCUGCCCAGCCUGGAUUACCUGCGCCGGGCCGCCCUGCCGCUGGCGGAAAAGGAGCGGUGGCGAAAGCGGGGCUAUGCCCCGGUGCUGUACGUGCAGUCCCACUGCGAUGUCCCCUCCGACAGGGACAGAUACGUGCGGGAGCUGAUGAAGUACAUCCAGGUAGACUCCUAUGGUAAAUGCCUGAAUAACCGAGAGCUUCCCAGUGAGAGGCUGAGGGACACUUCUACAGCCACAACAGAGGAUUCUGAAUUCAUGACCUUUAUCUCCAGGUACAAGUUUCAUCUUGCGAUGGAGAAUGCCAUAUGCAAUGACUACAUGACCGAGAAGCUGUGGCGUCCAAUGCAUUUGGGCGCCAUCCCUGUAUACCGAGGCUCCCCAUCUGUGCGGGACUGGAUGCCUGAUGAACUCUCCAUCAUCCUCGUGGAUGAUUUCCGAAGCCCCCAAGAGCUUGCACAGUUCCUUUACUUCCUGGACAGGAAUGGAGAGGAGUAUUUGAAAUACCUAGAGUAUAAGAAGCCGGGAGGCAUUACAAACCAGUUUCUGCUGGAGAACAUGGAGAGGCGUGAGUGGGGAGUGAAUGACAUGACUUUGCCCAAUUACCUGAACGGCUUUGAGUGUUUCAUCUGUGACAGGGAGAACAUCCGAGUCGCUGGUGAGAGGGAUCAUAAGAAAUCUCGUGGGAAAGUGCCAGCUCCUGAACCCCACAUAGCUCAGUUCACACACAUGGGGUGUCCCAUGCCAGCCCCUGGCUUUGGAAACAUUGAGGAUCUCUCUGCAGGAGACAGCUGGAAGGAGAUGUGGCUACAGGAUUAUUGGCAGAGUCUUGACCAGGGUGAGGCUCUCACCACCAUGAUUCACCACAACGAGUCUCAUCAGGGAAGAUUUUGGGAUUAUAUGCAUGAGAUCUUCCUGAAGAGGACCAGACAGCAAUGACCAUCGUCAUGAGCACCUGGUACAGUGUUACAUGGAAGGCUGGGAUUUAUUCAUAGAUUAUAGGACUGGAAGGGACCUCGAGAGGUCAUCGAGUCCAGUCCCCUGCCCGCAUGGCAGGACCAAAUACUGUCUAGACCAUCCGUGAUAGACAUUUAUCUAACCUACUCUUAAAUAUCUCCAGAGAUGGAGAUUCCACAACCUCCCUAGGCAAUUUGUUCCAGUGUUUAACCACCCUGACAGUUAGGAACUUUUUCCUAAUGUCCAACCUAGACCUCCCUUGCUGCAGUUUAAACCCAUUGUUUCUGGCUCUAUCCUUAGAGGCUAAGGUGAACAAGUUCUCUCCCUCCUCCUUAUGACACCCUUUUAGAUACCUGAAAACUGCUAUCAUGUCCCCUCUCAGUCUUCUCUUUUCCAAAUUAAACAAACCCAAUUCUUUCAGCCUUCCUUCAUAGGUCAUGUUCUCAAGACCUUUAAUCAUUCUUGUUGCUCUUCUUUGGACCCUUUCCAAUUUCUCCACAUCUUUUUUAAAAUGCGGCGCCCAGAACUGGACACAAUACUCCAGCUGAGGCCUAACCAGAGCAGAGUAGAGCGGAAGAAUGACUUCUCGUGUCUUGCUCACAACACACCUGUUAAUACAUCCCAGAAUCAUGUUUGCUUUUUUUGCAACAGCAUCACACUGUUGACUCAUAUUUAGCUUGUGGUCCACUAUAACCCCUAGAUCCCUUUCUGCCGUACUCCUUCCUAGACAGUCUUUUCCCAUUCUGUAUGUGUGAAAUUGAUUUUUCCUUCCU
Messenger RNA from Malaclemys terrapin pileata, 2300 nucleotides. RefSeq names its product fucosyltransferase 11 (gene POFUT4). The transcript has 3 exons. Bases 1 to 1509 code for a protein of 502 amino acids. Lineage: Eukaryota; Metazoa; Chordata; Testudines; Emydidae. Gene Ontology annotation, cellular component: Golgi membrane. The record is from RefSeq and is a predicted model, not a curated record. Gene Ontology annotation, molecular function: alpha-(1->3)-fucosyltransferase activity.